UACUCAAUCGACAGCGUACUGUUGCCUCGGGUUGAACGCAGAUAUGUGUUGUAGCGACCGCUCGUGGGGAUGUAAAUACUAGGGACCUGGGCACCACCUUGUCCGUACCUACUUCGAUCGCCGUGAAGCACCAGUCCGCUAUGUUGAGUGGCUUUGCAGCGAACGUUGAACGUCCGUCUCCGCCUCCAACUAAUAAUCAAUCGAGCAUGGAUAUGCAAGUACCACCGUUUCUACGUCACGCCGUCUUCACAUCGCAAGCGGACCUUUUCCAUUGGAUUGAACGAAGCCGCUCAUGCAAUCUUAAGAAAGUCCGUACGCUGGAGCUCCACCUGACAGACAUCGACUUGUCCUCCUUCCUCGAACCCAAUUCAGGGGGAGAGCGGAGGUCUCCUGGCGACCUUUGGACAUUGUAUGAGGACGACCUGAGGAAGCUCGAUCACGCCUUACACUUACUCCCUGAGCUGAGCCGUCUGAAGGUGGUACCUCCGGAAGCAGUAUAUUCCCACUUCGUUCGGAGCCUGUACACUUCAUUUCUGGAGAUGCUUUCCCAUCGAUUUUCAGCACUCGAGCUGCGCAUUGUAGAAGAGAUAAACGAAGCGCAAGAUGUCAACCGCACCUCAAGCGAGGUCGAUCCUCCGGCGCCUGCGAUCGGGCGGAGCGCAUCAAAGACAACCUCGACCACAUUGAGGGAGUUGCGCAAGCGGAGGACGGCGCACAAGUGCCCGGAAGAACGGAGGAUCCAGAUGGUUUGCGACAGCAAAGAAAGGAGUAUCAGGCGGCCGAGGAUGCGAGUCAGAGGCCGAUGA
Baudoinia panamericana UAMH 10762 is the source of this 806-nucleotide messenger RNA. RefSeq lists its product as uncharacterized. NCBI's taxonomy places the organism in Eukaryota, Fungi, Ascomycota, Dothideomycetes, Mycosphaerellales, Teratosphaeriaceae. The record is from RefSeq and is a predicted model, not a curated record. Bases 141 to 806 code for a protein of 221 amino acids. The transcript has a single exon.